Messenger RNA from Cotesia congregata, 669 nucleotides. NCBI's taxonomy places the organism in Eukaryota, Metazoa, Arthropoda, Insecta, Hymenoptera, Braconidae. The record is from the annotation of a GenBank genome assembly.
AUGUCUGGAUCACAUAGACCUAACAGAAAGUCCAGCGAUUUUAGUAUAGCUCGGAUACUAUCUCGAAGUUCAAAUAAGACCAAUCAAUCAACAAAUUUACAUUUAAUUAUGAAUAAAUUGGCAAAAGACCGUGUAAAAAUUCCAGAAAGUUAUAAUGAUACAAGACAUUGUCACGAAUCUAAUCAAUCAAUUUUUAAUACAAGUACAGUUGACAAUGAUAACUUAUCAAGAACGCAAUUUGGAUUUUUUAUCGGUGAAACUCAUUGUGCACCAUCAUCUUCAUCAACAACGAAUGAUAGUGAAUCAAUAAAAACUCCUAAUAAUAUCAAGUGUGAAUUACCUCGUGAUGAUGAUAAUAAUAAAUUAUUGCCGAAUAAUAAUCUUUCUUGGCUUCAGUGUACACGUUAUCGGCCACCAAAGUUACCGAGAAAAUCAUUAGCAGGCAAAAUAUGCAAAAGAAAACCCGCAACUCAUCCAAGGAUUCCAUUCACCUCUUUUCAAUUGCAAACACUUGAAGAAAAAUAUAAAAAAAGUGCUUAUCUAUCGCGCAAAGAUGUUGUACAAUUGUCAACAAUUUUACGUUUACCUCACAAUCGAAUUAAAAUUUGGUUUCAAAAUCGUCGAGCGCGAGAUAGAAGAGAAACCCAAAUAACCAAUAGCUUAAUUUAA